Messenger RNA from Poeciliopsis prolifica (blackstripe livebearer), 3257 nucleotides. RefSeq names its product transmembrane protein 41aa (gene tmem41aa). The transcript has 5 exons. NCBI's taxonomy places the organism in Eukaryota, Metazoa, Chordata, Actinopteri, Cyprinodontiformes, Poeciliidae. The record is from RefSeq and is a predicted model, not a curated record. Bases 73 to 906 code for a protein of 277 amino acids.
CUGCUCAGUGACAACAGCAUUCAGGGGGAGAAGCAAAGAGAAGCGCUUGAGUUUUGCUUUACAUCGGGGAGAAUGCGCUCCCUUCUCGGACUAGCCGUUGUUGUGACCGCAGCCACCCUGUACCUUUACCAACUGUCUCUGUACCUUCCUGCUGGACCACGAAGGCAUCCUCAGCCGUGUCCAGAGGGGAGGGAGUUCCAGCAGAGCUGCGACGCCGCGGGGGAACUCAGCAGGUUGAAGUUCCCAUCAGACCUGGAGGACCUGCAGGAACUUUCUGAACUUUUGCAGUUUUACAAAACGGAGCACACCGCAUAUGUCCUGCUCCUGUUCUGCAGUGCAUACCUCUACAAGCAGUCUUUUGCCAUCCCUGGAUCAUCUUUUCUGAACAUUCUUGCAGGAGCUAUCUUUGGACCGUAUCUAGGACUGCUCCUUGCCUGUGUGCUCACCACGGUGGGCUCCACCAUGUGCUACCUCCUCUCCCAAGCCUUUGGAAAACAACACAUCAUAAAUCUGUUCCCAGAGAAAGUUUCCAUGCUACAGAAAAAGGUGGAAGACAAUCGAGACUGUUUGUUCUUCUUCCUGCUCUUCCUGAGAUUUUUUCCCAUGACUCCCAACUGGUUUCUGAACAUGUCUGCCCCCAUCGUCAACAUCCCCAUCACAUACUUCUUUUUCUCAGUAUUUAUUGGCCUGCUGCCCUAUAACUUCAUCUGCGUGCAGACGGGCUCCAUGCUAUCAGAGGUUUCUUCGCUGGACAACCUGUUCUCCUGGGAGCACCUCCUGCAGCUGCUGGCCAUUGCCCUCAUGGCUCUGGUGCCCAGUGCCGUCAUCCGUCGCCUCAGCCAGAGACGUGUCAAGCUGGCCGUCCAGCCUCAGAACGGACUUGACUCAGAUAAGAAGGUGCAGUGACUUCGCUGGAGGGUUUAUACGUUUUAUCCACUCAGUUUUCAGAUGCCUUCUGCUCUCCAGAGCAAACAUGUUCAAAGUGGCAGCUGUUCAGAAAAAACUUUGACGCUCGACUGUGUCGUUGUUUUUGGUUAUGGAUCGCUUUACCCCCAUCAGAGUUAUGUGGAGAUCAACAGGAAACUGCUUUUCUAAAAAAAAUACAAAUGCAUUUGAUGGACUUUUUUUUUUUUUUUUUUUUUUUUUAAAGAAUGUUUUCCAGUUUUGGUGUUUUUUAUUUGGGAAAUGUAUGAAUGUACGUACAGGAAUCAUGAAGAGGAGAGAAGAUCGUUUUGCACUCAUGUUUGGCAACAAGAGUUCUGCUAUAGUUUAAACUUUGCGUUCAAAGUGCCUGUUUUGUUUUGGCCUUUAAAUUCUACCUCCAUGGACUCACUGAAAUAUUAAUGUGAAAACCGCGAAAGGCCUGCCCGUAUUUCUGCAGAUUAGAUGAUGUCUCCUGGGUUUAUGCUUGUCCUUUUUCUGUUUGUAACUUAAAAAUUGGUGAGUCUUAAGAAUCCACAUCAGUCAGUCACAACAUUAAAGCAUACCAGGCCUUAAAUGUUCACUAAUGUAAAAUAACAAAAGUAAGGAGCCAAACCUUUGAAUCUAAAGCCAUUCUAUGUUCCUGGAAAAAACCCAGAUCAACAAAGGCUUCGUUCAAUAAAUCCACUGGACCCACAGCCAAUUCCCCACUGCCACUGCAGGAGAUCCAGAGCUCCCCUGUUCACAAUCUGAAGGGCCACACUUGUUUUUGUGGAGCAGAAAAAAUCUUCACAGCCUAAUAUUUUAAAGCGGGUAAGGAUGGCUUUUAUUGAAUGCUUUUCCGUUCUUAUUGCUGAAUUCUUUACUGAAUUUGAACUGCAAAGUUAUUUCUGAGCUGGUGAAGCUUUGAGGUACAAACUCUAUUGCCUCUUUUUACAAAUUAUGUGUCUGUUUGCUGUGGGUGCAUUUCUUUAUGCCUUUGAAAUGGUUUUGCAUUUGCCUUUUCUAUUAUUGAGAUGUCAAUUAUUUUAAAGGUAAUGUAAUGCUCAGCAAUGUUAGCAUUUAGAAACUAAUCACAUUUUAAUGCAGCACUUGGGUUAUUUACUGGGAUACCCAGUUAAGAUAUGUAAAAAGCCUUAAAGUAAAGGAAUCUUUAAUUGUAGCAAAAUUGAACAUCAAACCCAUAAGAUGCGGGUUUGAUCUUAUGGGUCAAACCCAGGAGAUGGGUCAUAAGUACAUUCAUUUUGUGUGGGAGAACAUGAAAGAGUUUUUUUUUUUUUUUACAGAAUGUAAAUUUUGCUGUUAUUCUUUUACAGUAAAUAUAACAUAUAUUUUCAAAGUUGAGUUGUUUCAAGGAACUUUUAAACUUGCCACUAUUUAAAAUGGAAAAGACAAGAAGUCUGACUGAUCUGUGUGGAUCUUCAAAAGCUAUGUGCUUAAACUUUCUCCUAUUUACAUCCAGAGUAAUAAGAAAAUGAGUCUUUAAAACAACUAACUGUGACAGCCAAGACUGGGCAAGAAAGGCAAGUCAUAACAAGAUGGCGAGAGGUUAAAAAUGCCAAAACAAAGUCCCCUUAGCUACCACUACAUACUCUGUACACACCAGCAAGAAACUUUUAUACCUUAACAAGCAUUUUUUUUUAACUAACUGGAAAUGUCUGCUUUGCUCAGAUCAGACUAAUGAGAUUGGGCUUUUGGGCAAUACUGCUGGUGGGUGUUGAGUGUCAGAAAAAAGGACAAAUCUGUGUAAAAGCACUCAUGUCUUAUGUGAUCUGUGAUCUUUCUCUCAUUUAAAGGUUAGUGGAUGGCAUCAUGAGCUCUUUCAGGUGUCAUCACCAUUUUAAAUGAAAACUUAAAUGGCUGAUAGAAGACUGAAUAACUUUCUAUGAGCUUCUCAAUCCUGUACGAAACUGACUCUAAAAGCUCCAACCUUGUUAAAUGUUACAGGAGAAGAUAAAGUGCUUCAUGAUUGGCAGUAGAGGGUUAUUAAAAGGCAUUUAUGACAAGUGCGCUUGUAAUUGAAUGUACUCAAAGCUUGGAUUUCUCUAAAAUGCUUUUGUGUUACAUUGUUUCUCCAAUGAAAGAUAAAUUUAUUUCAAGGCUUUUUACAAGGGUGCUAAUAAACACAAUCAGUUCUGUAAUAGGACUCAGUUUGGCGCUGGAAAAAUACAUUGGACCAUCUUUAUUUAUUUCUAUUUAAAUCUGAUUUGCAGUAUUGUUUUCUGAAAGUACAUCCUGUUGGUGGAGUUGUAAUACAAGGACUUCUUUGUGCAAUGAUUGGUUUUGCAGGUAUAAGUGUUUCAAGAAAUAAAAACAAAACAAGCUUCUUUUUUUUA